Molecule: messenger RNA, 1535 nt
Organism: Penicilliopsis zonata CBS 506.65
Lineage: Eukaryota; Fungi; Ascomycota; Eurotiomycetes; Eurotiales; Aspergillaceae
Exons: 2
Coding region: 81-1388 (435 amino acids)
Biological process (GO): positive regulation of mitochondrial translation
Source: RefSeq, a predicted model, not a curated record
CGCCUCUUACACGAGUCAGAGGGUUCGGUCUCGGUUUGGACAGACGAAUUGGUGCUACGAAUUGCUAGAUUUCCUCCACGAUGUUUACGACUCAAUAUAUCUGCUCGGCGUGCAGACGGCCCUCGGUUUUUCGACUAGUGAGGCGGCCGCAAAAUCAUUAUAUUCAUGCGUCGUCGUCACUUCAUCUUCCGCGACGAAAGGACUUCUUUUCUUCCAAUGCCUACUUGAGCCAGAAAAAUUCUCCACCAGAGAAUAAUGCAGAUUCCGUGGGUGAAUCGCAGAAGCAGCGGAGGAGAGCCGGGAGAGGCCCUGCAGCACCGACAUCCUUGCGAAGAGUUGCAGUGGAGGCUCAACGAUCAAAGGAUGGGUUCUUGUCUAGAUCACAAUUGAAGGAUAAUGGAAUAUAUCAAUUGAAGAAAACAGUGACUGCGUACGCUGUAGCUGAGCAAUUCGACAUCCGCAAAGUCAGAGAGAUCCUUCAGGAGAAAGGUUACGAGCCAGACCCGUUCGAAACUGGUCUAUACCCACAAGUUGUCCAUAUACAAGUGCCCCUGGACUCGAUUCGUCGGGUGAGCAACCCCGCAGCAACAGACUUGUCCGCGGACGAGGUCGGAGACGUUUUUGUUUUCCCUUCGGGUACGGUGGUGGCGUGGUCGCUUCCGGAAGGAUUCACGUCGUUCCUGGCAACAAGGACAUUGUUGCCCGCGGCCGAAGGCGCCCAUGUUGAUGACGUGGAGACAGAGGACCUUGAAUAUGUGGAAGACUUGCAGCGGGACAACAGUAGUAUCAAGGGCGAUACAAUCAUCCUUGGUACACUUUCGGAGGCUUCUCAGGAUCCAGGACUAUUGUCCCGGCCGCGGCAAUCCGUGGACACUGUGUUGACAAAGGUCGCUUUCUCCUCUGGGUUAGCACGCAGUACGAAGCUUGCCGUGCUUGAACGUCUCCUGUCGGACUAUUUCGAGUCUACCAGAGCUAUCCCUACACUUAUGUCCAGAGGCGCUCGUCUUCCUUUCACGCGAGACUUUAUCCUUCGCAAGACAGGCCAACUUCUCAGCGUACGUGCGCAAUUGAACCUCUAUUCAGAGCUCACGGACUCGCUGCCGGAUAUCUUCUGGGAUAGUCGACACGACCUCGGUUUAGAAGGUUAUUACGAACAAGCCGGACGAGCUUUGGAUGUCGGGAUUCGGAUAAAACUCCUAAACGAAAAGAUGGACUACGCGCAAGAGAUAGCUAGCGUGCUCCGCGAGAGACUGAGCGAGAAACAUGGCCUUCGACUCGAGUGGAUCAUCAUUCUUCUUAUUGCUGUGGAAGUCGGCUUCGAAGUCCUUAGGCUUUGGAAGGAGCGAAUGCAUGAAGACAGUCCUCAAAAAGAACAGCUUCAUGAGUGAUGGGGAAACGUAUAUACUUGGCUGGCUAUUUUCGGCGAAUUUGGUCGAACCGCAUUUUGUAUUAUCAUUUGAGAUACCCUCCAAUCUUGCAUAUGGAAUAUAGAAACAACCAGAAAUAUGUAGUCCAGCAUACUAUAACUACUCAAG